AUGACGCAGGCCUUUCUCAAUGAGCUCAACCUGGAGACCACUUCAGGCGCAAGAGGAGGAGUCACCACGAAGUCGCUCUUUCCGGCGGCGGACAAGUUCCAGCGGCGUCUCGUCAAGGAGAGCUUCAUCGUGGAGGCGGCCGGCGUGGGCGGAAGUAGUGGGAGUGGUCACGGCGGGGGCCACGGGGACAGCGGUCGUCGAAAGCUCCGCCACCUCUUUCUCUUCAACGAUGUGAUUGUCUGCGCAAAGUACAAGGCGAGCACCAAGCAGAAGUUCACCUUUGAGCUGAAGUGGUUCCAGAUGCUGGGCGAUGUCCUCCUCGAUCCGUCGCUCGACUCGCUGCAGCACUCAAACAGCAGCAACUCUGGGAGUUCACUGAACCGCUCGCUGAACUCUUCCUCGACCUCCUCAAAUUCUUCCUCUUCAGUGGCCGGAAGUCCCGGGAAUUCUCAAGCUGCAGCUGCAGCAGCGGCCGCCGCCGCCGCCAAGGACAGCAAAGAGGCGGCCAACUCGCUGGCCACGGUGGAGUCGCUCAAGUCGCGUGCCUUUGCCGCCCGCUACGAGGUCUUUGUGGAGGAGCGGAAGUCCAGUGCUGGGAAGGCCUCGGAGAAGCACCGGAAGAAGCUGAGUGAGCUGGAGUCGGAGCUGGUGCUCUGGCUGCCGCAGCUCAAGUUUAGCUUUGCGCUGAAGGGCAGCGGCGGUGGCAGCAGCAGCAAAGUGCAGCACCUCUUUUACCUCUCCUCGGAGUACGAGCGCGGCUGGUGGGUGGACACCAUCAGACAUCUGCAACAGGUGCUGCACAACUCUGCCCACAAUGAGCAGGUGAGUCCGAUUGAGAUGCAGCGGCAGAUUGAGGCCUGCCGCAAGUCGAUGAGCCCCAGUCUGGGCAGCUUUCUCCUGCGCACCAACAAGGACGAGUCGCUGCGCUUCGGUGACCUUCACCUGCGCUUCAUUCACCUCAACGGCUACGUGCCCACGGGAAGGCAGAGCCUGUACUUUGUGGUGGAGACGGACUCCUACGGGCACUACUUCAAACAGGCGGUCACCCGUUGUGUGACGGACGACGACCGGGAGAACAUUAACGAAGACUUUCUUCUUGNUGACCUUCACCUGCGCUUCAUUCACCUCAACGGCUACGUGCCCACGGGAAGGCAGAGCCUGUACUUUGUGGUGGAGACGGACUCCUACGGGCACUACUUCAAACAGGCGGUCACCCGUUGUGUGACGGACGACGACCGGGAGAACAUUAACGAAGACUUUCUUCUUGAGCUGGAGGGAACGCAGAGUUUGAGGAUUCUCGCCUAUGAAACGGCUCCGCCGAAGAGGGUGAUAGGAGGAGGUGAUAGUGACCACCAUCACUACAAACAUCAUCAACAGCAGCAUCCUCAGCCCACCUCUCCACCCGUCUUCAAGGGCAAGGCCACCUUCGACCUGACCUCCGCCUGUCUCCUCCCCGACUACGCCCCCAAGGAGCUGUCCAUUCUCGAGUACUCGCUCUCCAUUUCACUCAGUUUCACCAGCUGGAAGUCGAUGAUGGAGCGGACGCCGCCCAAUCGCAUUUGCGGCACCUUUGGCCUGCCCAUUGCCACUGUCUGCAAGAAGGAGGGGCGCAGCAAGGUCCCUCUCCUUAUUACCUGCUGCAUCAACGAGGUUCAGCGGAGGGGGCUGCGCGAGGUGGGCAUCUACCGGGUGUCCGGCCUCAGCUCAGAUGUGGCCAAGCUGAGGAAGGCCUUUGAGACGAGUCCUCGCGACGCCUGCUGGCUGAUUGGCCACGUGGACAUUCACACGGUGACCAGCCUGCUCAAAAGCUACCUUCGCGAGCUGCCCGAAUCGCUCUUCACCAAUGACAUGUACCAGCGGUACAUUGAGGCUAGAGAUCUAAAAAACGCCGAGGAGC
Molecule: messenger RNA, 1897 nt
Organism: Rhagoletis zephyria (snowberry fruit fly)
Lineage: Eukaryota; Metazoa; Arthropoda; Insecta; Diptera; Tephritidae
Source: RefSeq, a predicted model, not a curated record